Messenger RNA from Dimorphilus gyrociliatus, 490 nucleotides. The record is from the annotation of a GenBank genome assembly. NCBI's taxonomy places the organism in Eukaryota, Metazoa, Annelida, Polychaeta, Dinophilidae.
AAUGAGAAUUCAUUUUAGUUUCAUAACUUUUCUUCUCUAUGUGUUAUUCUUGUCAUUUAAAUCUGUUAAUGGAGGAGGUGAUCUGUUUUGCGAAUUUGGAAACAGUGAUCCAAUUAGAUGUGCCGAAAUUAAAUGCCCCAAAGGAAAAGAACCCAUAGCUUGCACGGCGACAAAUACAGGCAACGACUGUCAAGCUUGUCCAACUGGCACUUUCGCUGAUACUGAAACAUUUAGAAAGAGAAGAGAAGAUGUAUUUGGAAAUUGCGAAAUGAAAACUUGUCAAACAAUGCGUUCUUGUACUGGAGAUGAUAUAGAAGUCUUACAAUAUGGAAAUGCAACAGAAAAUACAAAAUGUAAAUGUACCACAGCAAAUUUUAUUGUGGCAGUUUGCACAUCUAUUGCGGUUUUUAUUAUACUGAUAGUACUUGGACUUUAUGGUUAUUAUCGGGUAAAAAGAAGAGACAACAACAGAAGAGACGAUGGUAUGUAG